UUUAGGAUGGAGCCGCGUAUCUUCAAAUCUUUGGCUAAUUAUCUUCGAAGGGAGAAGUUGGUGAAAGAUACCAGAAUUAAAGUCGAAGAGAAACUAGCAUCAUUUCUGUGGAUGUUAUCCCAUAAUUCUUCAUUUGAAGACCUUCAAGUUCGGUUUGGUCACAGCGGGGAUACUUUCCAUUGGCAAAUGAAGAAUUUCUUUGACAUCAUCCCUAUUCUCUCCAAGCAUUUUUUGAAGCCUCCAAAUCCCAGUCAAGUGCAUCCGAAGAUUCAGUCGGACACGAGAUUCUUUCCUUAUUUUCAGAACUGCAUUGGGGCAAUUGAUGGGACACAUGUUCCCAUAACAAUUUCAGGAGAAAAAGCCGCACCAUUCAGAAAUAGGAAAGGGACCCUAAGCCAUAAUGUUAUGGUCGUGUGCGACUUCGACCUGAACUUCACCUUCAUUUCUUGUGGCUGGGAGGGAUCUGCUACCGAUGCUAAAGUUCUCCGGUCAGCACUUAAUAGUGGGUUUCAUGUACCUCCGGGCAAGUUUUAUUUGGUUGAUGGUGGUUAUGCCAACACACCUUACUUCUUGGCACCGUAUCGUGGUGUUCGGUACCAUCUGAAGUAGUUUGCACGC
Messenger RNA from Triticum dicoccoides, 618 nucleotides. Its product is annotated as protein ANTAGONIST OF LIKE HETEROCHROMATIN PROTEIN 1-like. The coding region runs from base 7 to 609 and encodes 200 amino acids. NCBI's taxonomy places the organism in Eukaryota, Viridiplantae, Streptophyta, Magnoliopsida, Poales, Poaceae. The record is from RefSeq and is a predicted model, not a curated record. The transcript has 2 exons.